Molecule: messenger RNA, 1701 nt
Organism: Glycine soja
Lineage: Eukaryota; Viridiplantae; Streptophyta; Magnoliopsida; Fabales; Fabaceae
Product: homeobox-leucine zipper protein HOX11-like
Exons: 4
Coding region: 419-1408 (329 amino acids)
Biological process (GO): regulation of DNA-templated transcription
Molecular function (GO): DNA-binding transcription factor activity, RNA polymerase II-specific; sequence-specific DNA binding
Source: RefSeq, a predicted model, not a curated record
UAUAAAAUUCUGAGGGUAUUGGUGGUGGAAUUUUUUAUCCGAGUAUGGUGGUGGGAGAAGGGAAGGGAAUGAGAACGGUUGAAUAUUUAAAUAGAUUCACGUGCAUUUGUCAACCUGUGUUUGUCGGUCAAUCUUUAUACCCACAAAGGCAAAGGGAAGAAGAAGAACCGAGAACAGCACAAAUAAAAAGCCCAGUGUUCCUCUUCUUGUUGCCUCCUCUUUUAAGAACAAACACAACAAGAAGAAAGAAGAGGGUAUUUCUGCAGCACCACCACCAUCAACUACCGAAUGUGCUCUUUCUCCUUUCUCCUUUCAACAAACAACAACCACCACCACCCUCUGUCGCCACAUAUUUAACAACAAUUACUACAACUUGACUAAACAAAACUGUUUUUCUUUUUUUCUUUUUUUUUUUACCAUGGAACUGGCUUUGAGUUUGGGAGACACGUCCAAGUCUUUUACCUUUCUCGACAAGGCCGCGGUGAAUUUACCCACCAACAAGGACCCACCUGGGUUGUUCAGCUUGGCGCCGAGUUUCGCCGCCACCGCCGCCGCCGCCGAUAAAAGAAGCGAUGCUGCUGAGAGGAGGGGUUUUUCUUCAGAUCCACCGGUUCAGCUCGACCUUCUUCCUUUCUCUCCGGUUCUCAGACCCCAACAACAACCUCCCUCUCAACUUCGGAUCCCUUGGCUCACCGAAGCAUGCGGGGCAGCGAGGGUGCUAGACGUGAACCUAUUCCGGGCGGCGACCGCGGAGGAUGGCGACGACGGCACGUCGUUGUCGUCGUCGCCAAACAGCGCGGUGUCGCCGUUUCAGAUGGAUUUCUGCACCAGGAACUGUAAUGCAGAGUUCGGAGGCAGAAACAAGAGAGAGCAGCAAGAGGCUGAGGGUAGAGCGAGUGAUGACGAUGAAAAUGGCUCCACGAGGAAGAAACUCAGGCUCUCUAAGGAACAAUCAGCUUUUCUUGAAGAAAGUUUCAAAGAACACACCACUCUCAAUCCCAAGCAAAAACUUGCUUUGGCAAAACAGUUAAAUCUUCGUCCUCGUCAAGUGGAGGUUUGGUUUCAGAACAGAAGGGCAAGGACAAAGUUGAAGCAAACAGAAGUGGAUUGUGAGUAUUUGAAGAGAUGCUGUGAGACCCUAACGGAAGAGAAUAGAAGGUUGCAGAAGGAGCUUCAAGAACUCAGAGCCCUAAAAACUUCACAACCUUUCUACAUGCAACUUCCAGCCACCACACUCACCAUGUGUCCCUCUUGUGAAAGGGUUGCCACAAAUUCCACCACAACUAACCAAACUACCACCGUUAACAACAAUGCUUCUCAAAUCCCAGUGGAAUUGUCUCUCAGCAAGCCCAGAAUAUUGCCCUUCCCCAAUGGACAGGCCCAAGCUCAUCAAAUAGCUUCUUCAUGAUUUGUCAUCAGAAGACAUUUUUUUUGGCUGGUUUUUUAAUUACAUAUGAUAUAAUGUAACCUUAUAUUAUAGUUAUAUCAUAGAGGAUAAAGACAAAGGAAUUCCGGUUCCCCUAUUUAUAUCGUUUGUAUAUAAUUUAGACUUUUCUUGUAUGUUCUUUCAUUCAAUCUGUUUUUUUUUCUCUUACUUUGGGUUGAAAGAAUUAUUAUGAUUGAUCCUUUUUGUCGAUCGGUUAGAAUGCACCAAACUUUGUGGUGAAAUUGUGAAAUGAAAGGCUUUUUCAGGUUUUUGUA